Messenger RNA from Purpureocillium takamizusanense, 564 nucleotides. RefSeq lists its product as uncharacterized. The coding region runs from base 1 to 564 and encodes 187 amino acids. NCBI's taxonomy places the organism in Eukaryota, Fungi, Ascomycota, Sordariomycetes, Hypocreales, Ophiocordycipitaceae. The transcript has a single exon. The record is from RefSeq and is a predicted model, not a curated record.
AUGCCGAGAGGCAGGCAAUCUCGUCCGCUCAUGACAGGGCCCGGAGUGCCGCAGGCCUGGCCGAUGCAUCUUGUUGGGCUGAGCCAUGGACGAGGCGCUCAUUUCCUUUUUUAUCGUUUCUCUUUCCUGCCGUUGCGAUUUGGGUGGCUCAAAAAUGGGAAAUGGGAACGGGAAGGGAAAAACGGACUGGUGAUAUUUUGCGCAUAUAGACUUUGGGGCUCUGGCUUGGAUCGGUUAUUUUCCCUUUUCAUUUCGUCAUCAUCUCUCCGGUCGCGCGAAAGCACGCCGGCGUCGACGUCACGAGGGGGCCAGUCUCGAGCGAUUGUGUACGAUUUUCGCGGGCAAGCCGCGCUGGCGACGAGGCGGAGGCGAGACGACGAAGAAGCCGACCAGCUCGAUCAAAUUCUGGGCUGGACUCAGGAUGUGGGCUGGAUGAUACCCCCUUUCCUUAAUCUCGACAAUGUACAGUACCCGGAUCAAGAAGAUUCGGGUCGACUCUUGGCCAUGGGGCGGGUCUCAGCGUGCGGUGCACUUGGGUACGCGCGAGAAAGAGACCCUAGAUAG